Molecule: messenger RNA, 505 nt
Organism: Gilbertella persicaria
Lineage: Eukaryota; Fungi; Mucoromycota; Mucoromycetes; Mucorales; Choanephoraceae
Exons: 1
Source: RefSeq, a predicted model, not a curated record
CUGACUUCUGUCGUAACUGUCAGAGCUCAGACCAUUGUCGAGCUGAUUGUCCCGACUACAAGAAAUGGGUACGCUGCUAUCAUUGCAAUGAGACUGGCCAUGUUAUGCGUAACUGCAGUCGUAAUGGAUCAAUUGACUCUGCUCCCAGCAAGGUCCGUGCAGUGGAGAGAUCCUCAAGUCAGCCAAAAUCUAGAAAAGGGACAAACAAAGAUUCUACUGCCUCACCCAAGGCUGCUCCUAAGAAACCAAUGACACAAGAAAAUUCCCCUGCUAGCUCCCCAGUUCCUCAAGGCUACAAGAAUAAUGAAAGAGAUGCAACGGUUGCUCUCAAUGGUAAAAACGGUGUUGAAGAGGACACCACUAUGAAUGAAAGCAACCUUAAUCUGGUAAAUGGUUCUGAUGCGUUAAAGACUAUCUCAAAAGACAUAGUAAUGGAGGAUACUGUGAUCUCUUCUCCAUCUCGAUUUACAGAUUUGGAGACUCAUGAUAAUGUCAAAAAGAUGGG